UCAGCGCGUGGAAACCAUGGCGAUACCCAGGACUAUCUGACAGGCUAUAAGAAAAAUAGCCCUCGAGAAACGGGUGAACGCCGCAUAUUAACGACACUAGACUUGGACACUGUGAGAAUUAAAGAUGGGGUCCCGUAUCAAGGACAACCCAGAGGCCACCUUUGAGGUGUACCUGGAAGUGACCCACCCUGGAACCGCUGGCUCUGAUCCGGAGGUGCGGAGGCGAUUCCCCGAGGACUACAUCGACCAGGAAACUCUUCAGACAGUCCCCAAGUUCUGCUUCCCCUUCAGUGUGGACAGUCUGUUGGUGAAACAAGUGGGCCAGAACUUCACCUUUGUGCUGACAGACAUCGAGAGUAAGCAGCGGUUCGGCUUCUGCCGCCUCUCAUCAGUGGCCCACAGCUGCUACUGCAUCCUCAGCUAUCUGCCCUGGUUUGAGGUGUUCUACAAGCUGCUCAAUAUCCUUGCUGACUACACAAUCAAAGGCCAGGAGAGUCAGUGGCGAGAGCUCCUGGAGUCACUCCACACACUCCCCAUCCCUGAUCCUGGAGUGCCUGUUCAUCUUAGCGUGCAUUCCUACUUCACUGUGCCUGACACAAGGAAACUCCCCAGCAUACCUGAAAGUAGAAACCUAACAGAAUAUUUUGUAGCUGUAGAUGUCAAUAACAUGCUCCAUCUGUACGCUAGUAUGCUUUAUGAGCGUCGAAUCCUCAUCUGCUGUAGCAAACUAAGCACUUUAACGGCAUGUGUUCAUGGGUCGGUGGCCAUGAUGUACCCCAUGUAUUGGCAACACGUUUUCAUUCCCGUCCUGCCUCAGCACCUCAUAGACUACUGCUGUGCGCCCAUGCCUUACCUCAUUGGAGUACAUUCCAGCCUAAUGGAGAAGGUGAGGGGGAUGGCCCUGGAUGACGUGGUAGUCCUCAACGUAGACACUAACACCCUGGAAACACCCUUCGACGACCUCCAAAGCCUGCCUAACGACGUGGUGUCCUCCUUAAAGAACCGCCUAAAGAAGGUUUCCACAACGACAGGAGACGGCGUGGCUCGAGCCUUUCUAAGAACACAGGCCGCUCUCUUCGGCAGCUACAGGAACGCACUGCAGAUUGAACCGGGAGAGCCAAUCACGUUCAGUGAGGAGGUCUUUGUGACCCACCGCUCCAGUGCCAUGAGACAGUUCCUGCAGAACGCCAUCCAGCUGCAGCUCUUCAAACAGUUCAUCGAUGGCCGCUUGGAACUUCUGAACGCUGGUGAGGGCUUCAGGGAUGUUUUUGAGGAUGAGAUCAACAUGGGAGAGUAUGCAGGCAGCGACAAGAACUACCACCAGUGGCUGUUCACAGUCAAGAAAGGGGGCGGUGCUAUCUUCAACACAGUGAGGACCAAGGCUAACCCUGCCAUGAAAACGGUCUAUAAGUUUGCUAAAGAUCAUGCCAGGAUGGGGAUAAAGGAAGUCAAGAGCAGGCUAAAACAAAAGGAGCUGGCAGAGAACGGCUACUCCUCGACAGCAGACACAGGUGGCACAGGAGCGGGUACCGGGGAGGAAGGCACCACAGCCGGGUUGCCCCCCUCCGCCGACGGGAAGGACGGUGCCCACAACUGGGACGAACGGCGGCCCAUCACAGCACCCUUUUUACAGCGACUCCGAGCCCCUCCCCCUCGUCCCCAUCCUCCCAGUCUCCAGUGCGGCAACUCGCAGCCCGCCCGUCCACCCAGGCCACUGGUGGCCAAGAGACCUCGCAGCAACGUGGGCCUGGAGAGCAGCCCUGAACAUUGUGUCCGUCCCACACGUCACUACACAGUCUUUCUGUCCGAGGACUCCUCAGGCGACGAGCUGCAGCACGAAGACGACUCCAUCGCCGGCUUCCCCGAAAACGUUCUCUUCUCCGCCCCGUUCGAAUGGUCACCCCUGCCGCAGCCUUACCGCUCCCUGAAGGAGGCAGAGUUUGCAGAGGAGCCCGUCAGCGGCCCCUCCUACACGGCCCCACCCAGCCCGGUGAUGGAGAUGUUUGCGGACAUCAACCUGCUGGGGGACAUGUUCAGCUGCUUGGAUGAGCCCGAAGGCCAGCAGCUCAGCCUGGCCAGGAGCCUGGAGGACCUCCGCACGCCCAAAGACCCCCAGGAGCAGCAUAAAUUCAACUACCAGCGGAUGGACCUGAGCGGCAGUGAGCGUACGUGCACCCUUCCAGGCCUCAAGCACUCCAACCCUUACAACAAGAUGUGGCGCAUGCAUGGGCAGGAUGACAUGGCCUUGGCCGGCCGGUUGUCUCCGAACUGGGACCGACCCCUGUCCGUGCCCCCCCCUGAGCUUGAGGAGCCACGGCUGGAUCUCUCCACCACCCCUAGCCAAGGGGGGUGCAUCACCAUCCCCCGCCCCCAGGGAAGGAAAACCCCAGAGCCAGGGAAGGUCUUGGGUGCGCCACCGAUGCCCGAGCCACAAACCAAGCCAGGAGCGGCCGGGGAGGGUGGGACCACCACGGCAGGGGGGCAGGAGUUCCGGCAGGCCCUUGGGAUGGGGGGUGACCUGAUGCUGCAGCCCACCAAGAUAGACUUCAGUGAAGGGGAGGACGUGGAUCUGCUCAGCCUCCUGGACCCCCUGAACAACCCAGCCCAAACCACCACCACCCCUGCCUCAGCAGUGGAAGGAGCAGACUCCCCGUCCGGUGCUGCCCCUCCAUCCUUCAGGACCGUUUUCCCGCCACUGCCCUAUCCCCAGAGCCUGCCCCCCUUCCACCAACACAUGCCGCUCAACCCCUUCACCGCACCCCUCGGCUACCCUACCCACAGACACUACUCGCCCACAGUGGCGGGGAACCCCUUCAGUGGAGGCGCAUACAGGCCUCCUGCCUCUGCCUAUUUCCAUGCCACCCCCCAUGGUCACCCUCCUCACCCUCUCUCCACAAUUACGGGGCUCUACAGACUGUCCUCUCCUGUAGGGUCCAGCCUCCCCCCUGGCAUAGGCUCUAUGCGGCCUGCCUUCCCCAAUCAUGGCGGUCCUCCCCCCACCUCCUCAGGCAGCCACCACGCUCUCUCCAGCCUUUUGAACUUCCCCUCAGCUCCCGCCCCUAGGGUACUGCCUAAGCCUCCCAACACUACAGAGGACUCCGAGACUCAGGACCCCUUUGAGGACCUACUGGCCAUGGCCAAGCCGGCCGUCGCACCCCCUAAAAAGAAGGUGGAAGUCCUUCGGGGGAAGUGGGAGACUUUUGACUAACCCCCCCUCCCCUGACGUUCCACUUAGUGGUGUUGUCUUAUUCACCCCUUCCCUGCACCAGCUUAUGCUGGUGACAAAUCGAGAGGCUGGUUUCCACACUGUCCCCUCCCCCAGUCACUUGGACAAGUCCGUUUCCCCCUCUGCUGAGUUUUGGAGUUCGAGCUUCUCUUUCUUUUUCUCUUUCUCUCUCUCUCUCUCGCCCUCUAUCGCUCUCUCUCGUCCUACAGCCAGGAAUGGGACUCUUAACCUGGCCUUACUUCUUUCAGUACGCUGAUACGCCAACCGUGCACAGCCCAUGCUAGCGCGCUCUUGCACAGUGUCUCUUAGCUUAGCCUAUAGCUUAGCUCAGCUCAAACUGGAAGGCAUGUGGCCUCUAAAAAAAAUCUAGACUCUAUCCUGAGACCAAGCACCAAAAGGCCACCACGUCUCAGAAACUGGUAAUGCUAAUCAUUAGAACAGCCAGUAGUCCGCAUUUGUGGAUUUCCCAGGUUAACGGCGCAUUACUAACAUGCAGUCAGUCCACCCUCGAUGUCUUCAGCUGUGUCAUGCUAAGCAAUUUUAUUUUUAGAGGAAACACUCAAACGAUACAUCAUUUUGUUUGUCUAGACUCACCGCUGUACAAACUAAUGGACCGUACUCAUUGACUGAAGCAAAUCCGCUGGAAAAAUAUCCCACGUAUGACAAAAUACUACAGUUUACUAUAGAAUGCUCCAGUACUUACUGUAAAAUUCUGUAGGAUGCUGUAGAAUACUACACUACACACUGUAGUAUCCCUCGAUCAUGUGUAGUACUUAGUAUAUCAUUUUGUAGUAUACUGUAGAAUAGUAUAGUAAAUACUACAGAAAUGUCUGCACAAACACUACAGUUUGCAAAAACUUUUUUUUUUUUUACUAUAGUAUUUGUAUAUACCCUGUCCAUUCCCCUCCUCCAUAUCCCAAUUUGUGCCACCUGUAAGUGAGAAACCUAUACUGAACCAAAAUAUAAACAAACAAUGC
Messenger RNA from Coregonus clupeaformis (lake whitefish), 4203 nucleotides. Its product is annotated as DENN domain-containing protein 1A-like. Gene Ontology annotation, cellular component: clathrin-coated vesicle; cytosol. Bases 125 to 3208 code for a protein of 1027 amino acids. The transcript has 24 exons. Gene Ontology annotation, biological process: endocytosis; endocytic recycling. The record is from RefSeq and is a predicted model, not a curated record. Lineage: Eukaryota; Metazoa; Chordata; Actinopteri; Salmoniformes; Salmonidae. Gene Ontology annotation, molecular function: guanyl-nucleotide exchange factor activity; phosphatidylinositol phosphate binding.